Molecule: messenger RNA, 4024 nt
Organism: Fukomys damarensis (Damara mole-rat)
Lineage: Eukaryota; Metazoa; Chordata; Mammalia; Rodentia; Bathyergidae
Gene: Eif2ak3
Product: eukaryotic translation initiation factor 2 alpha kinase 3
Exons: 17
Coding region: 241-3120 (959 amino acids)
Biological process (GO): protein phosphorylation
Molecular function (GO): ATP binding; protein kinase activity
Source: RefSeq, a predicted model, not a curated record
AGAAUCAUGGUAAAAAGCAAUGGGAUUUGGACGUGGGGUCUGGUUCCUUGGUUUCUUCCAGCCUUAGCAAGCCAGAGGUUUAGGAAAGACAAAGCCCAACAUAAGAGGUGUGAGGAAGACCUGAGUAGUGCUGAUGGAACUUUGGCAUGAGAAAGCGGCUUCCCUCUGUAACAGAACUCCCCUGUGCUCUCCCAGAAACCCGCCCGAGUUCUCAGCUGUGCCCAGGUAUUUGGGAAUAAGAUGAUCAUUCCUUCCCUGGAUGGAGACCUCUUCCAGUGGGACCGAGACCGGGAGAGCAUGGAAGCCGUUCCUUUCACCGUCGAAUCCCUUCUUGAAUCUUCUUAUAAAUUUGGAGACGAUGUUGUUUUGGUUGGAGGAAAAUCUCUCACUACAUAUGGACUCAGUGCAUUCAAUGGAAAGGUGAGGUACAUCUGCUCUGCCUUGGGUUGUCGCCGGUGGGACAGUGAUGAGAUGGAAGAGGAAGAGGACAUCCUACUUUUGCAGCGCACGCAGAAGACUGUCAGAGCUGUCGGGCCUCGGAGCGGCAGUGAGAAGUGGAAUUUCAGUGUUGGACACUUUGAACUUCGGUAUAUUCCAGACAUGGAAACUAGAGCUGGAUUUAUUGAAAGCACCUUUAAGCCCAGUGAAAACAAAGAAGAAUCGAAAAUUAUUUCAGAUGUGGAAGAACAGGAAGCUGCCAUGCUGGAUACAGUCAUAAAAGUUUCAGUCGCCGACUGGAAGGUUAUGGCAUUCAGUAAGAAGGGAGGACAUCUGGAAUGGGAAUAUCAGUUUUGUACUCCAAUUGCAUCUGCCUGGUUGCUUAGAGAUGGAAAAGUCAUUCCCAUCAGUCUUUUUGAUGACACAAGUUAUGGUUCUACUGAGGAAGUUUUGGAAGAUGAAGAAGACAUUGUAGAAGCUGCCCGAGGAGCAACAGAGAAGAGCGUGUACUUGGGAAUGUAUAGAGGCCAGCUGUAUCUUCAGUCAUCAAUCAGAAUUUCAGAAAAGUUUCCUACAAGCCCCAAGGCCUUGGAAUCUAGUGAAAAUGCAAUUAUUCCUUUGCCAACCAUCAAAUGGAAGCCCCUAAUUCAUUCUCCUUCCAGAACUCCGGUCUUGGUAGGAUCUGAUGAAUUUGACAAAUGUCUUAGUAAUGAUAAGUUUUCUCAUGAAGAAUACAGCAAUGGGGCACUUUCAAUCUUACAGUAUCCAUAUGAUAACGGUUAUUAUCUACCAUACUACAAGAGAGAAAGGAACAAACGGAGCACACAGAUCACAGUCAGAUUCUUUGACAACCCAAGUUACAAGAGCCUCCGCAAAAAGGAUCCCGUUCUCCUCUUACACUGGUGGAAAGAAAUAGUUGGAACCAUUUUGUUUUGUAUCGUCGCAACAACUUUCAUUGUGCGCAGACUUUUCCAUCCUCAGCCUCACAGACAAAGGAAGGAAUCUGAAACUCAGUGUCAAACUGAAAAUAAAUAUGAUUCUGUAAGAGCUGAAACUAGUGACAGUAGCUGGAAUGACAUCAAAAGUUCUGGAUAUAUCUCACGAUACCUAACAGAUUUUGAACCAAUUCAGUGCAUGGGUCGCGGUGGCUUUGGAGUUGUCUUUGAAGCUAGAAACAAAGUAGAUGACUGCAAUUAUGCUAUCAAGAGGAUCCAGCUGCCCAACAGAGAAUUGGCUCGGGAAAAGGUCAUGCGAGAAGUUAAAGCCUUAGCCAAACUUGAACACCCAGGAAUUGUGAGGUAUUUCAAUGCCUGGCUGGAAGCACCACCAGAGAAGUGGCAAGAAAAGAUGGAUGAAAUCUGGCUGAAAGAUGAAAGCACAGACUGGCCGCUCAGCUCUCUUAGCCCCAUGGAUGCACCAUCUGUGAAAAUACGCAGGAUGGAUCCAUUCUCCACCAAAGAACAUAUUGAAAUCAUAGCUCCUUCGCCACAGAGAAGCAGGUCUUUUUCUGUGGGGAUUUCCCGUGGCCAGACAAGCUCCUCCGAAAGCCAGUUCUCUCCACUGGAACUGUCAGGAAUGGACCACAGAGACAGCAGUGGGUCAGCAGAUGCAGUGAACAACCUGCAGGACAGUUGCCUCACAGACUGUGAUGUAGAAGAUGGCACUAUGGAUGGCAAUGAUGAGGGGCACUCAUUUGAACUUUGUCCUUCUGAAGCUUCUCCCUGCGUGAGGUCAAGGGAAACCUCCUCUUCCAUAGUAUUUGAAGAUUCUGGCUGUGAUAACGCAUCCAGUAAAGAAGAGCCCAAAACUAACCGAGUGCAUAUUGUCAACCAUUGUGCUAAUAAACUCACUGCCUUCAAGUACUCCAGCAGCAAAUCUUCUUCAGAAGCCACCUUGUCUGUUUCUCCUCCAAGACCAACCACUUUAAGUUUGGAUCUCACUAAGAACACUGCGGGGAAACUCCAGCCCAGCUCACCAAAGGUGUAUCUUUACAUUCAGAUGCAGCUGUGCAGAAAGGAAAACCUCAAAGACUGGAUGAACCAGCGGUGUGCACUGGAGGAGCGGGAGCGGGGUGUGUGUCUGCACAUCUUCUUGCAGAUCGCAGAGGCCGUAGAGUUCCUGCACAGCAAAGGGCUCAUGCACAGGGACCUCAAGCCUUCCAACAUAUUCUUCGCAAUGGAUGAUGUGGUCAAGGUUGGAGACUUUGGGCUAGUGACUGCCAUGGACCAGGAUGAGGAGGAGCAGACUGUUCUGACCCCCAUGCCAGCCACACACACAGGACAAGUCGGGACCAAAUUGUACAUGAGCCCAGAACAGAUCCAAGGAAACAACUACUCUCAUAAAGUGGACAUCUUUUCCUUAGGCCUGAUUCUGUUUGAACUGCUGUACCCAUUCAGUACUCAGAUGGAAAGAGUCCGGACCUUGACUGACGUAAGAAAUCUCAAAUUUCCACCACUGUUCAUUCAGAAAUAUCCCCGUGAGUAUGUGAUGGUUCAAGACAUGCUCUCUCCCUCACCUGUGGAACGGCCUGAAGCCACGAACAUCAUUGAAAACGCUCUGUUUGAGGACUUGGAGUUGCCAGGGAAAGCAGUGCUCAGACAGCGGUCUCGCUCCCUGAGCACAUCAGGCACAAAGCACUCGAGACUGUCCAGCGCCUCUGGCAGCCCUGCACCGAGCAGUUAGCCUGCGGCCUGCAGCUGCAGGACAGUGGCCGCCUCCUCUCCAGAGUGGUGGAUGUGAACAUUUUGUUCUUUGCUCACUCUUACUUUGGGCUGUGUUUUAAACCGGGCUUAGGGCCUCACCUGUUCUGAGCCAACUCUCGCUUUUGCUCUUCUCAUGGGACAGGGCUGCCUGAGUGACCCAUGGUCCCUGAUCUCUGUUGGUCUUCUGAAAUUGGCUUGCGCAGCCUUAUACCCUCACCUUUCGCCUCAGAGGUAGAAGCAAUCCCUAAAAUAGCUUUAAAGUGGCAAUAUUUUUAUAAUACAGAUGAAUAAACCUUCCUCCCAUUGUGAAAACUAUUGUUCUAGAAAUACACUUUCUAGAAAGAUAAUGACAUUGGAACUGAUUUCUAAAGAAGCUGACUUCUUUUUUGUCCCUGGUGGGUAAUGAAGAAUCUGCACUAUUGUGGAGGACAAAUAGCACAAACUCUGUGACUGUUUAGGUUUAUAGUUUUAUAGUCCUAUUUGUAGCAUUAAAUAGUUUUAUUCCUUAGAUGGUUCUAGGGAGCAUUUAAGAAGUUUUUGUACUUUACCUCCAGUAAAGCCAACAAAGGGGAAAUGAAGCUUUGUAUGUAAUUGGGUUUAAAUUCUUGUUGGGAAGGAAAAAGCUGUAGUUAAAAAUGGAUAUUGUUUUACAGCUAAUUUCUUUAGGGACUUUUUAACCUCAUAAAAUCAUCAGUGUCUUCUGUGUAAUCCUGCAGGUGGGUACAUCUCCAAACUGAUUAUAGGUAACAGUUUAAUCAUUUCACAUGCUGACAUGUUUUUAUUUUCCCCUGUAAAUAUUUUUAUUUUUUAUUUAUAAAAAUUCUGGAAUCAAUCCAUUUGGGUUGGUGGUGUACAGAACGCACUUAAGUGUGUUAACUAUUGUG